Molecule: messenger RNA, 3449 nt
Organism: Magnolia sinica
Lineage: Eukaryota; Viridiplantae; Streptophyta; Magnoliopsida; Magnoliales; Magnoliaceae
Product: transcription factor TCP5-like
Exons: 2
Coding region: 2041-3159 (372 amino acids)
Cellular component (GO): nucleus
Molecular function (GO): DNA-binding transcription factor activity; sequence-specific DNA binding
Source: RefSeq, a predicted model, not a curated record
CAAAAUCUUUCCAAAAGAAUUUUCCUUUUUCUUUGGUUUGGUUAUGGUGAUAUUUUUUCCAUACAUCAAGAAAGAGAUGGAAGUGAUAUGUUUGAAUAUGGUGAUAUGGUAAUUUUAUGAUUUCUUUCAUUCUUUUGCUAUUUAAUACGCACUUUGAGGUCCUUUGAAAAAAAAAAUGCACUUUGAGGGAGGCCCUUGGUGCAAAACAUUCAAGAAGAAGCUCAGCAGAUUUCUUGGGUUUUUUUUUUUUCCAUACGUAAAGAAAGAGAUGGGAGUGAUAUGUUUUUAACAGGCUUCUUUUGUAUAUUUCUUUCUUCUUAUCGCAGGCAUUAGUAAUGGUACAAAGCUCAAGAAGCCCAAGGCAAUAUCACCAAAGUUCCCAAAUCUCUUACCAUUGAAAGAAUUAUUCCUUUAAUUUGGAUAUGAGUAAGAUGGGAGUUUGUGAUAUCGUAUUUAAGGGUUCUUUCUUUACUUUCAUGGGUUGAGUGAAGACCACCCAUGCACAAAAGUCCAAAGAAAGCUUUUGAUGACUACCUUCACUUCUUGUAAUUAAAGUGAGGAGAUCUGCGGUAGAUAGAUGGUGGGUUUCUGAAUGUUUAUCUAUUACACUUCUCUUUAACUAGAGUAGAGAAGAUCAUGUGUUUGUGGAGAGAGGGAGAUGUAAGGUUGUUUGACAUGCAUCUGUUUGUGUAGAAAGAAAUGGAUUGAUAUUACAAUCCAACGCAAAGAAGAAGAAUUAGAGAUCAUUUGCAUGUUAAAGAAAUAUAAUAUUCAAUCCUAGUGGGUGCAUUGCCUCAAAACAAAAAGAUGUAGGACUGAAGGUAAUAGAGCCCUUUACUGGUUUUUAUUUUGAUAUUCCAAUGUCUCUACAAGAUUUAAUUAGUAGACUGCAAUUCUAUCUGCCCAAUGGGUACCCCAAAGUAGUGUGGUCCACUCUCUACCAACUGGGUGUUUUAAAGAAGCUAGGCUGGUCCCUUGCCCAUCUGGCAGCCUCCAAUGAUUCAAGUAGCUAUUGUACACAUCCAUUUCAGAAAGCUCCCGGGGUCUUGGCCACUACUUUGAAAGCCAUAUGAGCACCACAUGUGUACACUUAUCUUACUCCCUUUUUUUAUUUUUUACCUUAAAAUUAAACUAUCAUCCACAAUUGGAAAUCCACUCCCACAUAACCUACUGUUUAUGGAUCACUCAUGAAAAUUGUAGAUGAAAUGAUGCAAGUUCUUACCAAAUUAAAUCUUUCAGACCUAAAAUCUAAAUCUUUGCCUUCUGUCAUUUUGGUAAAAGUUUUCAGUACAAGUGCAAAUGUGGGCUCAGUUUAGCCAUGGUAAAACCCUAGAAACACAAGUUUAACUAUUAAAAAAAAAAAAAAAAAUCAUACUCCGCAUUCCAACAUUCUUGAAUUCACUUAUGCCUAUAAAUACAUCCACAUCGUGGUUUUUCUUGUAAUCAAAUCACUUAUCAAGGAUUAAAUUUCUCAUAAAAUUAUUAACUGUGAUCUUAAGUCUGGUCCAUUCGGAUGAGGAAUCUGCCCCAGAUCCUCCUAUUUAACUUAUCGUGGAUCCCAUAUUUGAGGAAAUUAUUAACAAUCAUCAUAAGUAAAAAUAGAGGGAUCUAACUGAUCGCGAUAGGGGAAGAGCAGCCCAAGUCAUUCAAUGGGGCGAUCGUAGCGAAUCUGUGAUGAAAGAGUGACGUGAAUGGUGACUAGAUGAUUUAUAUGAUAGGUGAAAAUGCAGGCCACAUGUUUGCAGAUGCACCAUACCUUUUUCUCUUUUCUUUCAACAAAGCAUCAUUCUUAGAAUUCUCUAGCCUCUGAUCUUUUCCAAAAUUACAUAGAUUCUUCAUCAAGUUUAUUCUCUGUUGCGAAAUCGACCUCAAAAUUUGCACACAGCUGAUUGACCUAGGUUGCAAAUUUGGAGGGAUGCAUUGAAUGGUGUCCAAGGAUCGCAAACCCUUCAGUGUUGAACCGUCGAAGUCCCAAAAUCUGAUUUUCCUGAGACGUUUGCAUCAAAAUUCAGAUGAUUGCUUAAGUUUCAAUGGUGAGAGAUGAUUAGAAGUUCAACAGAAAAGGAUGUUGCAACUAAGCAAGAAGGAGGCAUCGACGAUGGCAAGAACCCUAAAGGACCAUCUAGUUCAAGGCCAUGGUCAGGGCUAAAGGAUCCACGAAUUGUACGGGUCUCACGAUCUUUUGGAGGAAAAGACAGGCAUAGUAAAGUUUGUACCAUAAGAGGAUUGAGAGAUCGGCGUGUAAGGCUCUCUGUACCGACUGCAAUACAAUUGUAUGACCUUCAAGACAGGCUUGGGCUAAAUCAGCCUAGCAAAGUUGUGGAUUGGCUGCUCAGCGCUGCUCAAGAGGACAUCGAUAAGCUUCCCCCACUCCAAAUGCUUCCUGAGCAUUUCAUUCAAUAUCCACAACCGGUCAUGGUUUCUCAUGAAGUGAAUCAGCUGCAAGCUCCCUCUAUAUCCCUUUCAGGUGCAAAACCAGACUUUGUAAGUAGUGGAGUUAACUUACUACCUGGUAGAGGAAACAUGAAGAGCAGCAUCAAUGCGUUUGGGGAAGAUCAAACAACAUUUCCCAAGUGUAAAGAAGUCCGUAGCGAAUUGACAGAUGCAAAAAGCAAUUGGAUCAAGAAAGAUGAUCACGAAAAGCAUGGUACAGCACAUAUGUUGCAGGCCCAUACUUCUUUUCCUCGACCCAAUUUGUCAUCUCUCCCAAGCUUUCUACACAACUCCAUGCCAUACAAUUCCUGCUACCAUUGGGAGUUGCCAACGAACACAUCUGCGCCCCAUUUAAUCGGCCAUGGAUGUUCAUCUCAAACAGAAGAACCACAUGACUGCAAUUCUCUAUCAAUCCCGUCAUCAGUCGCUCUAACGUCCGGAUCUCAACUGUUACUGUAUCCAUCUGGGACGACUCCAUCGAUUUUUCCACCAUGUGUUAGUGCCUCGGCUGACUGCAAUCCUAAGCAAAUCAACCACUUCCAAAUGUUGAGCUCAGCUUCACAAAAUCUCCUUUCAAAUCCUAUCACAACAUCACUUUACUCAAUCAGCCCUACCAUGAGACCUUUCCAAGUGAACAUAACUCCCAUGUAUCAUCACUCUCAAAACAGCCAUGAGAGUGAUUCCAAAGCUUCUACUCUUGGAUCAAAUCCAUCUCCUUUCAUGUAAGAACACACACUUCAAGCAGCUGAAUUGAUGAGGAAAGCUUCAAAGAGCGUCAUGGUUUGUUGCAUUUUUUGAUGCAUGGAAUGAUAAAUAAACCACCAAUGAACAUCUUCUGCAGUAGAUCCAGCCGUAGAUCAAGCGGCAUUCUCUAUACUAAAUGAUCAAGAGGAUAUUAUUAAUUAGUAUCGCUGAGUUUCUCAUUCUCUUAAGAACAACUCUUUUAUUCAUCUAAUUACAUGAGUCUUGUAACGAAGAUAUUGUUUGUUCAUUAAUAGAUUUUCUUUGGGUAUUAU